Molecule: messenger RNA, 2411 nt
Organism: Ictalurus punctatus (channel catfish)
Lineage: Eukaryota; Metazoa; Chordata; Actinopteri; Siluriformes; Ictaluridae
Gene: cmasa
Product: cytidine monophosphate N-acetylneuraminic acid synthetase a
Exons: 8
Coding region: 501-1907 (468 amino acids)
Molecular function (GO): N-acylneuraminate cytidylyltransferase activity
Source: RefSeq, a predicted model, not a curated record
GUAUUUCUCGCCUACUGAUAAUUUGGACAUACAGUAGGCUACUACCGCUCUGGCGCACUGCUUCGAGCCAGGACCUUCUCACACUGAUACACGAAUACAACCUGGAUGGAUGACAGGGCAACAUACAUGCACACAUCCCCACCCAGGAGAACUGUAUCUGCUACUCACAAUUCAUGCAAACUACACUCUUCCUACGAAACCAAAACAACCAUAGUACAUGUGCGCGUGCAUAUGUGUUUGAAUAGCUUUUUUUCCUCGGAAAUGUUGACUGAAAUACUGCUCUAUUAGACCUACAUCUUUGGGCACGUGAGUGUUGGAGCUUCUUUUUGUAUCUAAAUGUAAACACAGGAGGAAAGAAAAGAAGAAGAAAAGAUUGUUUACAUCCUAGAUAAACAACGGCGGCGCGCGCAACUGAGAGACGUAAAGGAAGUUGUCAUUGGUGACGUCCAAAGGCUGGGUCCUAAAGUCCACGCUGUGUGUUGUUGAGAUAGAGAGAAGGAAUGGACGCCUCGGGGGAACCUGCAUGUUCAGAAGACUGCAACAAUCACGCAAAGAAACGCAAGAGAGAGGAUAAGAGAGAGGAUAAGAGAGCGGAUAAGAGAGCGGACAAGAGAGCGGACAAGAGAGCGGACAAGAGAGCGGAUAAGAGAGAGGAUAAGAGACACAUCGCUGCUGUGAUCCUGGCCCGAGGAGGGAGUAAAGGAAUCCCCCUGAAGAACAUCAGGCCGCUGGCUGGAAUUCCUCUCAUUUGUUGGGUGUUACGAGCUGCUUUAGACUCCAGUGUGUUUAAAAGUGUCUGGGUGUCCACGGACCAUGACGAGAUCGAGAGGGUGGCAAAAACCUGGGGGGCAAAAAACUGGGGGGCAAACAACUGUGGGGCAAACAACUGGAAGGUUAAUGUACACAGAAGGAGUCCAGAAGUGUCCAAAGACACCUCGAGUUCAUUGGAAACCCUGCAAGAGUUUUCCAGACUUCACCCAGAAGUGGAUGUCAUCUGUAACAUCCAGGCCACCUCACCAUGCCUUCACCCGAACCACCUGAAAGAGGCUGUGGAGAUGAUGACCAAGCAGGGCUACGACUCUGUCUUCUCCGUCGUUCGCCGACACCACUUUCGCUGGCAAGAGUUAAAAAAAGGAGAGAUCACAAGCACUAAGCCUCUGAACCUAGACCCAUCCAGGAGACCCCGUCGUCAAGACUGGGAUGGAGAACUCUGCGAAAAUGGAUCCUUUUACUUUGCCACCAAAGAUCUUGUAACCCAAGGACUCUUGCAGGGAGGGAAGAUUGCCUACUUUGAGAUGGGACCAGAGUAUAGCGUUGAUAUUGAUGUUGACAUCGACUGGCCCGUAGCAGAACAGAGGGUUCUCAGAUAUGGUUACUUUGGCAAGAGUGAGCCGGAGAAGUUGCGCUUACUCCUGUGCAACGUGUCCGGCUGCCUGACUGACGGGCGUGUCUGUCUAUCUGCAGCGGCAGAGGAGAUGCUAUUUCUCAAUACCGGAGACCUGACUGGCAUCCGCAUGCUACAGAAAGAAGGAAUGAAGGUGAUCCUUAUAGCAUCCAGUGACAACCAAGUUAUAAGUGAAUUCCAGUUGGCACAGACACUGUCAAAGAAAACAGGUUGUGAAAUAUGGUGUCUGAAAGGGAACAAGAAAGAGGAACUGGAGACACUGCUGGAAGAGAAGGAUCUCAUGUGGAAAGAGGUGGCCUACAUAGGUAAUGAUGUGCCAGAUGUGGCUUGCCUGAACCUGGCUGGUCUGAGCGCAGUGCCCUCGGACGUCCCCCUGGUGGUUCUCAAUGCGGCUAAAUACCCGUGCCAGAGAGCAGCAGGACACGGGGCUGUUAGGGAGUUCAUCGAGCACAUUCUCCUGAUGAAGGGAGCCAAGUUUCAGAAGGAGAAUAAUAACUGUUAAAGAGGUGUUUUUUAAUUUGAAGAAGUUUUUAAAGCAUGUUUUAGAGCCGAACAUUUAUAGAACGUCUAUGUCCGUAAAGGAAAAAUGAAAGCAAUGGAAUAAUGUGUAGUAUGAUUAUAAUGAAGUUCAUAUGUUAAGGCUCUUGUACUGCAUUCAGUAUUAAGAGUGUAAUUAAUCAGUUACACGUCAUUUGCAGUGUGAGAGUCCUUCCUUAAACUCCAGCAUACACCAGAGGGCGACACUGCACAUAACAUGAUGGGAUGGAUUUGAAAUUGUGAUCGCUUUUGUUCAGGCAUGAGCUGCCGUCUGCUUUUGAGAAUAUAGUGCAUAACUUUAUCAUUAGGGCAAGUUCAAUUUGGUAUUAGCAUUAGCAUUGGCAGCAAGAUUGUCAUGAACUUCCAGGCUUAUUGUAAAGCUCAUAUGUUUUCAUGAUAUUAUAUUCUUCUCUGCACAUGUUAUGUAGUAGUGGACAAUUAAAGACUGAACUGUUGUAUGUUUUACUGA